Messenger RNA from Thalassophryne amazonica, 1819 nucleotides. RefSeq names its product rap1 GTPase-GDP dissociation stimulator 1. Gene Ontology annotation, cellular component: cytosol. The transcript has 14 exons. Gene Ontology annotation, molecular function: guanyl-nucleotide exchange factor activity; protein binding. The record is from RefSeq and is a predicted model, not a curated record. Lineage: Eukaryota; Metazoa; Chordata; Actinopteri; Batrachoidiformes; Batrachoididae. The coding region runs from base 164 to 1813 and encodes 549 amino acids. Gene Ontology annotation, biological process: positive regulation of GTPase activity.
GAGGGGGAGGGGGGGAGUGAGGGAGCCAGAGAGAGGGAGGGGCAUGUGAACAGCUGACUGAAGAACACAGAAGCAGCCAGAACCUGCAGAGCAGCAGCCAUGACACACAGAGACUCUCUGAGCGAGGCGCUGAAGGCCAUCAGUGUGACGACAGAGGUGACUGAUGAUGAGCUCAAACCUCACGUGGACACGCUGCUCGCUGCUCUGCUGGAUAAGACGGUUUAAAAGCGAUAAUGAUGUUUGUGUGUCUUCAGAAAAAGACGCAGCGGUGGACAUCGCCAGGAGCGGCAUUCUGCCAGCACUGACUGAGGUUCUGAGGAUGAAGAGCAGCCUGAGCUGCCAGGUGGCACUGAUGGUGGCAGAGCUGGCACGAGAAGCUGCAGUCAGAGAGCCGUGCAUCGAGGCAGGACUGGUGAAGGCGCUGGUUCCUCAUCUGAACAGCAGCGACCCGGAGAUGCUGCUCAACACAGGCCGGGCCAUCGGACGCAUCUGCUUUGACAACCCGGAUCAGCAGGACCAGCUGGUCCAGAGCGGCGUUGUCCCCAGACUGGUGUCCAUCAUGAGGGAGCAUCACGCCAAUGACCUGCUGGUCAACGUUUGCCUGCUGGCCCUGUGUAACCUGGCAGACAUGGACUCUGCAAGGGAGGCUUUGACAGAGCAAGAUGUGGCACAUGUACUGAUGUCUCAGCUGAAACGGGCACCUGACGCAGAACGCCGACACGUCAUCCUGGAAAUACUGGGAUCUCUGGCUGAGAACGACACCUUGAAGCUGCAGUUUGCAGAGUCCGGAGUGCCGGAAGCUUUGUCUGAGAUGAUUGAGGGUCUGCAGGGAGGCUCUGACCCCCAUGACCUCUGCAGCAUCAAGAUUGCUUCCAACCUCAUUGUGUCCCUGCUGCUCGGAGAUGAGUCCAUGCAGAAGUGUUUUGGUGAGGGUUCGGGUCGAGUGUACCAGGAUGUUCUGUCGUGGCUCCAGAGCACCAACACCCAGCUGCAGCUGUCUGGAGCUCUGGCAAUCGCCAACUUCGCCAGAAAUGACAGUAACUGUGUGAAGAUGCUGGAUCUGGGCGUGGUUCCUCACGUCCUGACCUUGUUGGAACAGCACGUCGAUGAAGGAGAUGUUUCUGUGCAACACGCUGGACUGAGCGCACUCAGGAACCUGGCAAUUCCUGUUCCAAAUAAAGUGCGGAUGCUGCAGGACGGCGUUACGGAGAGGAUAAAGACUCUGAUGCGCUCCGAUAUGCCGCCGGUUCAGUUCAAACUUCUUGGGACGCUGCGGAUGAUGGUGGAUGGACAAGCGGAGGCGGCCUUGGUGCUGGGGCAAGAUGCUGCCCUGUUGGCUCGGGUUAUGGAGUGGUGUGAAGCCAAAGACCAUACAGGAGUCCGAGGAGAGGCCAGCCGCCUCCUAGCGGCGCUUAUCCGACACAGCCGCAACCCCGAAGUUGUCUGUGCUAUUGCCAAAGCAGACGGGAUACGGCACCUUAUAACCAUGGCAACCAGUGAGCAUGUCAUCAUGCAGAACGAGGCUUUGGUUGCCUUGGCGAUAGCAUCAGCCAUUGACAUUGAGUCUGUUCAGGAUCCUUUCCGGGGAGCGGAGCUGUUGUCCACAUUGCAGAAGAUGUUGGAGGAUCCAGUGGGGGCCAUUGAAGUCCAGUUCAGUGCUUUAGGUCUCGUCUGCAGCCUCGCCAGCUCCCGUGUGAUGAAGGAGGAGCUGAAGAACCUGAGAGGAAGUCUGAGUAAACUGACGGAUCACAGCAGCAGUAAGCUGUCCUCACAGGCCCGCGCCGUGCUGACCAUGAUCAGUGACACCAGCUAAACCACC